Cataglyphis hispanica is the source of this 4397-nucleotide messenger RNA. RefSeq lists its product as uncharacterized. NCBI's taxonomy places the organism in Eukaryota, Metazoa, Arthropoda, Insecta, Hymenoptera, Formicidae. The record is from RefSeq and is a predicted model, not a curated record. The transcript is spliced from 6 exons. Bases 1021 to 3960 code for a protein of 979 amino acids.
UAUGCCAACUGUCAAUCUGUCAAUAUGCACUGGCAAUACAUAUCGGAACACACCCUACAUUUUACAUAAACAGUUACACCGUGGUGCUUCAUUUCAGAAGAGGACGGAAAUCCAUAGAGAAAAAAAGAAGAAGAUAUCUCGUAGUCUCUUGAAUACAUAUCAACAUAUUUAUAUUAUAUAUAAACGCAUGCAUAUAUAAAUAAAUGUACUGCGAAUUUAAAUAAGAUAAAACAGAUUGGAUUGGACAAAUACGCUCAUUUUCUGCAUCAGAAAUUGUGAUUUUGUUUAAUCUCAUAUUGCAUUACCUAUCUUUAUAUGUGUUUAAUUACAUAGAGCUCACAAUUAAAAGUCUAUAUAUAUAUAUAUAUGUGUUCGUUUAACUCUCCUAUACAUAAUCGCGUUUUAUAUAUUUUACACAGAAUGGGGGGUUGUGUGAAUACUUACAUUUUAAUAAUUUAAUGUAUAAAUACUGAAGAAAAUAAGCGAAUCAUCAUUGAUGUCGUCGAAUUCUUUAACUCGAGCACUUCCUAAUGAAGUAUUCUUCAGAAAUACGAAUGGGGAAUGGCUAGCACUGGAAGAGAAAGAAAGCUCAAAUCUAUUGAAUACUGACAAUAUUAUACAUUUUUCAUUGCGAAGCGACAAACAUUUUAAUUUUAAUUUGUCUUUAGUUUUAUUUAUUUGUGCAAUUUUCUAUGUAUUGAUCAUAUCUGAAAUUUUAAUUUCUUUCAUUAUAUUAGGGUGUAUUUUUGCACGAUAUAAUUUAUUUAUCUCUUCUGCAAAACAGGAUACAUUGUUGGUUGUGAAAUCAGUAGGUAUACAUAUUGAAAGUAAAAGAGAGUUUGGCAUUUUUACAUCUAUAGAAUUUUUGCCAUGGGAUACAGUAGAAGAUAUAUUUAUUAAUGAAGUUAUAAAAGGACAAAGAGUGCUUUAUUAUCUUACAUUUAUUGUAAAAGAAUCAGCUGACAGACAGAAUUCAAGAAGAUUAGUUCCAUUAUUUCAAGAUCUACUACCUGAAAGAAAAUGCCUGGAAUAUAUGUACGGACGCUUAACCAAUUUGAUUGGCUCAACCAAGAGAAAGAGAGUCUCUUAACCAUUCCUGGUUCUUACUGGCUAUGUCAUAAGAAGAACAUAUACAAGUUUAUCUUUAAAUAUCAUCGUUCAGUAAAGAAUACUAUGCAAUUUUCGUAUGGCCGAGAAUUAUUAAAAAUUGUUAGAAGAAUUAUAAAAUGUCAUCCAAGUCAAGGUCAACAGUUUGGCACACCACAUCUUCUUGUCACUUACAAUUGUACAUCCUGGACUCGUCAAGAUAAAAUGUUUGCAAUACUGAAAUUUCAGCAACGAACCAAUGCUGCAACAUUUUCACACGCAUUUGUAUUAACUAUAAGGAUUUAUCCUUCCUCGGAACACUCAUUGUUCAACUUAAAAUAUCCUAUUGUUAAAGAAGCUGAUGCAGGUACUACAUUUAAAGAUUUAAAUGUUUCAUUGGAUACCAAAGAGAAAGUUACUGAAACUAUGAUAUAUACAGACAAAGAGUCUCCAAAAAAGACUACAAUAUAUCAAAACAAGGAAGAUCAAAUUUCAAAAUAUAGUGCAAUUGAGGACACAUUUAACAAAACAUUAGAAACGAAUGUUUCUAAUUUUCAAGAUAAUAUUUUGAAAAAUUCUGAAAAUUUUGAUGACAGUUUAAACGCUACAAUUAAAAGUGCAACAACUACAGCUGAAAUGCAUUUUAUUAAUACAGAAUUUCAAGGUAACAUAAACGAAAAUAAAUCUACUAACUGUAAUAUUCAAAAAUGUGAAAGAAAGAUUGAUCAACAUCUUAUUGAUAUAAGAAAACAAUCCUCAAGAACAACAAAGAAGAUGGAUAAAAUUCCUAUUGAAAAGAUAGAUGGUAAAAAUGAAGAAACGAAAUCAAUAGUAUUACAAGAACCAAAUCAGGAAAUACAAAAUAUUCGGAAAUACAAAAUAUUUUCUUCACUUAAAUCAGAAAUGAUAAAAGAUGAUGUUGAUAAAUGGACAUUAUCAAAUGGAUUCGGUUUUUAUGAAAAUUCAAUGGAAAAAAAUACUUGCUCCUUAAAUAAUAAAAAUAUUUUAGAUGAUGAUGGGAAAAUGAUCAGUGAAACUAUUGCAAACCCUGAUAAUGUACCAGAUCAAUAUUUUAUUGAGAAAGAACUACAAUAUAAAAAGAGAUUAAAUAGUUCAUUCUCAGCUAUUAAUCAGCCAAUGCAAAGAGAUUUUCAAACCAUAAACAAUAUAAAUGAACACUCUAUUUUAGAAGUGACUAAAAAAAAUAACAAUGAGUCUAUACACACAAAACAUUGUAAUGAGAUAACAGAUUUAAAUUCUCAAAAAGAUUACAGGCAACAUACUGCAAUCUCGAUUAAUACUAACGAUAACUUAUCCAUACACAAUACAUAUAAUAAAUCUUAUAAAAUACGUAAACAAAAAAACAGGGAAUCCGAGAAGAAAACCAUACCCGACGAUAAAGUUUUGCGUUCGUCUAAUAUUACCGAUUUAGUAAUGGAAGGCUUAAUGUUCACUAUACGACAAGAUCAAGACAGUGUAGCUGUCAUUGAACAAAGAACCAAACUAGAAAUGGAUGAAGUAUUAGAGAAUUCUGAGAAAGUCGAGACAAAAGCUGGAGAGAAGUGUUUGUUAAAUUCGAGUCUACUGAGACUUGAAAAUUUGGUAACAAUGAUUGAUUCACCGCGCGAGCAUAAAGAUCAGCAACAUAAAACUAUUUGCCAUACGAUUUCUAAUAACACAUGCUUAUCGCCGUUUAAUAUUUCUUCUAGCAGUCCUGUAUAUAAUUUAGAUGUUAAUAGUAUAGACGACAAAAUGGGUAAAUUGAAUAUUCCUGCAAGUUAUGACAAACACAAUGUUAUAGAUUAUUUAAAUCCAUGCGAAUCUCAAUGGCAGCGCAAAUGUAUGUUCUCUAGUAUUAAGAAUAGUAAUGGUUAUUCAGGAAGAGGAAUGAUAACAGAAAGAAGCGAGCAGCUAAUGGAACACCAAGAUGAUAAUGAAAAUAACAGAGAGGAUAGAAACAACAUCAAAACGGAAAAAGAGCAAAAAAAAGAUCUUAUUCCUCAAGUUUUUCAAUCUAUAUUAUUUUCUUCUGAGAAAAAGAACGCAGAACUUCAAAAUGAAGAUUUACUGACAGAUAACACAGAUAUUGAAGAAACGAGCAAGCAUGAAAUGUCCACGAAGAAAUUCUAUAAUUCUCCAUCAUCAUGUUCUUUAUUAAAUCCAAGGAAGGAAAAUUUUACAAAAAAGGAAAAUUCUAUAAUUUCUAAGGAGUCUGAUUUGACUAAAUUGCCUCGACAAGAGGCAAAUGGUCCAAGAAUAGUUUCAGACAAGGCUAUUACCAUCGAACAAAUGCCAUUAGCUCUGCAAAAGGUUAUACAACAUACAUGUAAAACUCGCAAACUUUCUUCGACAUCCAAUAACGAAAUGCUACAACAUGAACAAAAAACACAGGAUACGAAAUUGAUAGAGAAUGCAACUUCCGAGACAGCUAUUUCAUUCAUAGAUAACAAUAUAAAUUCCAAUAUAAAAAAUAACUCAUCUGUUGAAUUUAAAGUUGAUCCUGAAGAAAGCUACAAGAAUGAAUCUUGCGUAACAGUCAAUAAGGAUACUCUAGAGAUCAAUGAAGAUAUAUGUAUGAAAAAUACAAAAGAAAAAAAUAACGAAAGUGAUUACACUUCACAAAAAAAUUUGUCGUCAAAGAACAGUUUGCCAAGAAAAUUACAAGACAUUACAGAAGACUUUUACUAUGACUUGUUGCAUGCACGCAACAAAGACAAUGCCAUUCGGCAAAGAUGUCUUAGGCAAAGACAAAGAUCUUUGAAUAAUUCUGAUAAUAUUAAAAACGCCAAAGUACGCAUAGAAAUGUUAAAAUUUAUUCAAGACAUUACAGAAGGUGCUAGAGUGGUGGUGAAACGGCUUGAUAUAGACAAAUAAAUCCAAUUUGUUGGAGAAGUUUUACUUUAGUAACAUGUAUGUAUGUAUUAGAAACUUGGUGUUGGAGAGAGGAUCCAUAGAAAUAGUUUAUUAUAUUCAUAAACAUUUUAUUAGUCCUAUAUUUCAUUAUUUAUAUAUUUUAUUGUAUAUUUUAAUGAAUAUUACAUAUAUUCUAAAUCAUGAUAAAUUCUAAAUAAGGUGAUUGUAACUUUGAAUUUUUAAUUUUUUAUUUUUAUUUCUUGAUUUCAAUCUAUUCGGUUAAUAAAUAAAUGUAAUUGUCGCCGAUAUAAAUUGUAUACAUUUUAAAAAUGUUUAUGUAUGUAACUUAAAUCUCGCACGCACAUUUGUGUAUGUGAAAUGUAAUUUAAUGAAAUUAUAUUGUAUUCUCUUUUUAUAUGACACUAUGAUUUAUAUAGAAUACAAGCUGUAUCAAGGAA